Pyricularia grisea is the source of this 720-nucleotide messenger RNA. RefSeq lists its product as uncharacterized. NCBI's taxonomy places the organism in Eukaryota, Fungi, Ascomycota, Sordariomycetes, Magnaporthales, Pyriculariaceae. The record is from RefSeq and is a predicted model, not a curated record. The transcript has 2 exons. The coding region runs from base 1 to 720 and encodes 239 amino acids.
AUGCCGUCUUCCAAGAGACCGCCACCCGAGAGGUCCAUCCUCAAGAAGAGUGACCCUGCGCCGCCGCCACUAGACCCCCGAGCUUUUCCCAGGUUGUCUCCCAGUCAGCUUCCGGAGAAUGCGGUUGACGACGAUGAGAACGAGGACAUGCUGCCUCCCGCCUCGAUGAUUGGGGUCCUCCCAAUAAAAUCAAGGCCUGGUUCCAGGGGUCUCGCUUCAGGGAACAUGAGGCUUCCACGGCAUCCCAAGAAUCUCAACUCUAUAGUUAACGAUCAGUGGCAGAGGGCACCUACCCAGCCAUCUAAUCGCCCUCCUAACCCCAAUCAGAAGCAUCUUCAGCACAUGCUGCCCGACGAGACAGGCCUCCAGAAUGACUCGGCAGCUGGCGAAGGCAAUGCCGUUGGUCGACUGCUCCGCUCACAGUCGGAUACAACAGUAUUCGGAAGCAAUCCCGGAAAUAACCCAAUAAGUAACAUCCGUUCCAGUUCCCAACAGACAUUGAAGCUGCAGCCUGUGGAAUACGACGCGGAUAAGCCCCUGCUACGAGUUGUCGGCUUCAAAUACUCUCCGAAUCCAGAGGCUCGCUCAUCCCCGGUGGUGGCGGCCUCGCCCUCCGAGUCCGACCAGAAAAUAGCUCCAAGACAGAGCCAGCAAGAUAACGGUAUGCUCAGCCGCGUCCCAACUGGCCUGGGUAUGGGCAGCAGCAUGGCAGCCCUCUGA